Pelagomonas calceolata is the source of this 2298-nucleotide messenger RNA. NCBI's taxonomy places the organism in Eukaryota, Pelagophyceae, Pelagomonadales, Pelagomonadaceae. The record is from the annotation of a GenBank genome assembly.
GGACGGCCUCCUCGCGCUCAACGCGGCCGGCUGUGCACGCCAGGUUCGACCCUUGGUCGUGCUUGCAAGGGUGCGGAAGGGCGGCGGACGCCAAACGGUUGCACGCUGCGCAGCUUUCAGCGGCAACGAAGGGCUGCCCAGACCCAGCGGCACUCUCUAGGGGCAGCCCCCGCAGCGCCGCGCGCGCCGGUCCCGCAGCAGUAGUUACUAGGAACGGCCCGCCGCCGGCGGCGCGGCGGCCACUCGCAACACCAUGAACAUCGAACCCAUGCCCGCGGAGACGGUCCGCGCGGCCGAGAGGUCGUGCAAAGGAGCGGACGGCAAGGCGUUGUGCGACGCGGCGAACUCCUUACUGCAGUGCAAGGAUACACCUGUGCAAGCGGGUGUGGAGACGGUCAACGGCGCGCCGGUCCUGAACCGGAUCCUGAAAAAAUUGCAAGAGGACCCGUACCGCUGUCUGGGCGUCGCGAAGACGUGUGAUUCGUCAGAAGUUAAAAAAGCUUAUAGGAAGCUCGCCUUGCAGUACCAUCCCGAUAAAAAUGCGGAUCGGACGACCGCCUUGUUCACGGAGAUCCAGCGGGCCUAUACUCUGUUGAGCGACGACAAGAAACGGAAAUCUUAUGACCUGCGACGAGCACGGAAGGAGGCGCAGAACGAGAAACUGCGGAAGCGCAAGGCCGACGAGGAAAAGCUCAAAAGGGAGGGGAGUCCGUCCAUGGGCAUGCGCCGGCCACCCUCGACCAAUUCGUUCCACAUGCCGCCCCAAACGGAAGAGGAGAAGACGCAGCGCGACUUCAAUCGGAAAUUCUAUUCCGAGUAUAAACAGCACAUGAAGCCGGCGCCGUCCACUGGGGCUGGCACGUCGCGGCCACCACCUCCGUCGGGAGCGCCUCCCUCAGAGGGUGUAUCAGCGCACGCUAGGGGUUCUGCUGGGGCUUCGACGUCGAAGAAUGGAGCGGCGCCGCCACCGCCAAAACCAACCCAUCUAAGGGUGGCGAACAAGACUGAUUCUACAGUUACGCUCGAGUGGCGCGCGGGCGAGCUGCGGGGCGCCGCCGUCUCCAAGGCCUACGAAUUGCAGUGGCGCAAGCGCCAGGGCAAGGACCAGGGCUGGCAGUCCGCGUCUCAACUCAUACUGCAUACUACCUGUCGGAAACGAAACCUGGACAAACAGACUCGAUACGAGUUCCGGGUGCGUGCUGCCAGUGUGGCAGGAUGGUCGCCCCACUCCGACGUGUGUGAUGUUACGACGUUGAACGGGCCCGGCGCACCUGCACCUAAACCACCAUCAGACUUACCGAGCAUAAACCCCACGGACUGGACUUGUAGCGUGUGCAAGCGGCCGAACCCCGCGAGACAGUCGAAGUGCGGGGUCUGCGGCACGAAGAAGGGGUAUGAUGGGCCUUCUUCGCAGAAACAACCAUCACCACUACGAGGGGAUGAUGAAAGUGUCAGUUCAAAAGCCUCGAGAGCAUCACGAGCAAGGUCGAAGAAGGGCGCUACUUCGGAUGACGACGACGACUGGGGUCUAGGGGACGGCGAAGAGACGUGGGCCUUCACGGACAAGGACGUGCCUGCUCGUAAAGUGCCAAAUAACCCGGUGUUUGACUACGGCGAUCGGCCACCGAGGCAACCCUUGCCGAACAAGCCGAAGCCUACUUAUUGGCUCAAUACGGCGGCGACAUGUCUGCACAAUGUGAGACAAGAACCGGUCAAGGGUUCAGCGAUUGUUGGGCACUUGGUGCAAGAUACGGAGAUUGAGGUGAUAGCCGAAGCCGGGAACUGGAUCAAGUGUAGGUAUCACCGAGCGUACAAGCCUGCCCAAGGGCAACCGCAACCGCCGAAGCCGCCGAACCGCGAGGGCUGGUGUUUAAGGUGGGGAGACGAAGGGACGCAGUACGUCGUCGACGACGGCCACGCGUACCCGAAGCAACCCGACGCGCCGGACGAGGAGGAGGUCAUCUACGAGCUGCGGGAUGACGACGACCGGUUGUACUACUUCAACAGCUAUACCGGUGUCAGCAUGUGGGAACCGCUUGAGUGGACGGAUAGCGUCGAUCCCGCGUCGGGUGCGGUGUAUUAUACUCACUCUGUAACAGGAGAAACGCAGUGGGAGCGGCCGUUUGACUUCGUGCCGAUUGUGCGGGAGGAAUUGUAUACGACGCCGCAAGCCCGCUUCAUCAAGUCGAUCUUGAGUCCCAAAAGAAGUCAUGCCAAUAUGAACCAUGUGAUGUCUGGUGGGGUCUCUCUGCCGAACGUCGGGCCGCCGCGCGCGGCCUAACUUAUCUACUAGUAGUA